Closterium sp. NIES-67 is the source of this 2739-nucleotide messenger RNA. NCBI's taxonomy places the organism in Eukaryota, Viridiplantae, Streptophyta, Zygnematophyceae, Desmidiales, Closteriaceae. The record is from the annotation of a GenBank genome assembly.
AGUUUAGGCCAAGCUUCCUGGUCCGUGGAUAUCCAUCAAAGCUCGUCCUUACACGCGCCGGAGGGGGAUUGGCUUAGCGAGGAAGCAUUGGUAGGGAUCAUUCUCAGCGUAGAAUACCGUAAGAAUGGUCGCAACGGCACGAACGGGACGCGCCAGCUGGAAUUCUUAGUUAGAACUCCCUCCAGCCUCGUUGUCCUGAAACUUUAGCUCAUCAUUCCGCAAAUAUUUCUAAAAUCAAGCUCAGUCUCCUCGGUGUGUCAGAGCGAUCCGGUGCUUGCAUUCUGAGAGCGUGACCUGUAGACUCACCUAGACGAACAAUUUGCUCUUCCUUGUGCGACCGCCUUAGCUGCACCGAAGGACGCCUCGAGGCAGCUAUAGGAUUUCCCAUCGUCCUGUCAGGUAGUCGUUUCCGAGGUUCCGAUCCGUUCCGUGUUGCAAUGUUGCUGCGAAUCACGUUCCAGGGUCCACCCGAACACACCCGACGCCCACAAUGUAGGGUGUAUUAGAAUCUCGGAAUCGGACUGAUGUCGACCUACACAUAGCGUACCUGAGUCUGACAUUAGUGUCGUAAGUACCUAGCUCUAAACGUACGUGGCUGCUGCAGUCGCUGCUGGUGGCCGUCUGGCCAUUGCGAGUGGCAAUGGAUGCACGCGACAGGCGACGGCUGUGGAAAAAAGUGAGCAUCCAUGCUAGUGACGGGGGGUUAUUCACCAUGCUCGCUUUUUUCCAUCACCAGCAGCAGCAGCGACGACAGGGGGUUAUUGCUAGUGACGGGUUAGUGCAAGUGGCAAGGGAUGCACGCGACAGGCGACGGCUGUGGAAAAAGGUGGGCAUGGUGGGAGGUUAUUGCUAGUGACGGGUUAGUGCAAGUGGCAAUGGAUGCACGCGACACGCGACGGCUGUGGAAAAAGGUGGUUUCACAGAAGCUGGCUCUUCCUGGUUCUUUCGCCAUCAGGCCGUCCCUUUUCUGCCACUUUUGAGUCAACUCAAAAGUCACCUCGUCCCUUUUCUGCCACUUCAACCACUUUUCUCGUUCCGCUCGACAGGUCCCACCCACGCACACGUCGCCUCUUACGCAUUCGUUGCUCCUGCUGUUGUGUGCGAUCGACCUUUUGCAUGCCUUUUUUGAGGGCAGCGAGGCGGCCAGAAGUGCAGCCGCCCAUCUGGUUUGCGGCGUUUCGAGCAUGCUGCUCUGUGCGCCGGAUCACGUGCCUCUUCUUCCUCUACGUGCUCACCGUGCUGCUGCUCUAUGAGAUCGGGGGAGUGGGCCACAUGUGUCCGGCGGAUCUCUCGUGCGAGUACCCCACGGAGGGCAUGUUCUGGGACCACCCCAUGCUGCCUCGCAAGCCCCCUCGAGUCGUCCGCUCCUACCUCGUCAACGCCUCCGCCGCCGCUGCUAUUGCUGCCGCUGCUGCUGGCAAUGCUACUGGCUCUGGCGCUGCUGGCAGGGGAAGGGGCAGGCACCGUCUAGGAGCAGCAGGAGCAACAGGGGGAGGAGCAGGAGGCAGGGCAGCAGCAGGGGGAGCAGCAGGGGGAGCAGGGGGGGGAGCAAGAGGGGGAGAAAGAGGGGGAGCAGCAGGGGAUGCAGCAGCAGGGGGUGUGGAGGAGCAGGUACUAGUGGUGGAGCAGGAGGAGGAGGAAUACGUGGUGGGGGGGCAUCUGCUGGUGCAGGAGACAGGGGAGGGGCCCGAGAAGCCUGAGAGCUGCGUGGAGCUCUGUGGGAACGUGCCGGACUGCGCCUUCUGGAUGUAUGAUAUGGGCAGUGAGAAAGGCUACUGCAAGCUGUGGGCGGCGGAUCAGAACCCGUGUGAACCAAGAGAGUGGGUGCUGCUGGGUCGGGCGGCGCACUUUGCGCAGCGGUGGCUGGUGCGCAACCGGUACGUGGUGGGGGGGUACUGCCGCACGGUGGAGACGAUGGAGGAGAAGCGAAGGAAGAGGAACGCCCCGCCGCCCCCACCACCCCCGCCUGAGGAAGAGGAGGAGGAGAAACGGAUGGCUGAAGAAGACGUGGCCCUGGAAACCAACGAAUGUCCCAAGCUGACGUGUAACACGGUAACGCGCGGUUACAUGUUCGACCAUGAGGGCAAGGGCCACUUCAACUUCACCUACACAGGCGUCGGGCCCUCCCGCCCCCACACCUGCUACCUGCUGUGCCGCAAGACGCUCGGCUGUGCGUUCUGGAUGUACAACAUGCGGUCAAAACGAGGCGCGUGCAAGAUGUGGACGAGGGAGCAGAACCCGUGUGAGCCCACCGACGCCUUUGACUCCACCACAGCGCACUACGUGGCUAAGCGGCCCACGGGGUCGUUUGUGAUUGGUGGAAAUUGCGACAAACUGCCGCCCAUGAAGGGGGAUGCAAAGGCUAGACAGGCGCAAAUGGCACAGCAGCAGCAGGUGCGACAAGAACAGGUGCAGCAAUAGCGUGUGCAACCAGCAAUAGGGUCUUUCAUAUUGCAGUUUAAGUUACCUAAGCUCCAAAUUACCCUCAUCCCAAGAAGUAAAACAAGUGAUAUGUUAUAAAGGGCCACCUGUCGUGCUUGCAAGGAGAUUCUGUACUGCAGGUCACGAGAGCUAGGUAGCUAGGAACUGUAGGAAGCCACAAAAAUGGCGUGAGGGUUUAGCUAGGAGAAAGUUGACAAGAGAAAAGAGAGCGAGAAUAGAAGAGAGAGGCAUACAAGGAGGGGGGUUGUACCCCCUACAGUUGGUUGCAAUAACACCUACCAAGCCUACCAAUUAUAC